GUUCUGGGACAAGAAGAAGAAUGGCACGGGGAUGGGCAGAAGGUCCGACUCCUGAAGACGGCUUUGGAGCAGUACGUGGACAAUGAAGACCUCAUCAUCCUCUUCACUGAAAGCUAUGACACGGUGUUCGCCUCGGGUCCAGCAGAGCUUCUCAAGAAGUUCAAGCAAGCUAAGAGUAAAGUGGUCUUCUCCGCAGAAGCAGUCGCUUAUCCUGAGCGUCGCCUGGAGCCCAAGUAUCCAUCUGUCCUAGAGGGGAAACGUUUCCUGGGCUCUGGAGCUUUCAUAGGUUAUGCUUCGCAUCUGCACAAACUGGUAGCGGACUGGGACGGAGCUGAUGAAACCAGUGACCAACUGUUUUACACCAAGAUCUUCUUGGACCCAGUGAAAAGAGAGCAGAUCAACAUCACCUUAGAUCACAGAUGUCGAAUCUUCCAGAAUCUUCAUGGUUCUGAAGGGGAUGUUGUGUUAAAGUUUGAGAAUGGGAGGGUGAGAGCCCGGAAUAUGGCUUAUGACACCCUACCUGUACUAAUUAAUGGGAAUGGACCAUCCAGGCUUCUUAUGAACUAUAUGGGAAAUUACAUUCCUCGUGCCUGGACCUUUGAGACCGGUUGUGUCAUCUGUGAGGAAGGUUUGAGAAGUCUGAAAGAAGUCAAGACUGAUGACUUCCCGUUGGUCGUGGUUGGCGUUUUCAUCGAGCAGCCGACACCUUUUGUUUCUGAGUUUUUCAAGCGCUUAAGUAACCUGCAGUAUCCCAAAAAAAGGAUCCAGCUUUACAUCGCCAACCAUGAGACUCAUCACCAGAGACGUGUGGAGAAAUUCCUGCAGGCGCACGGGUCAGAAUACAGCAAUGUCAAAUAUGUAGGACCUGAGGAGGCGGGUAAUUUCGCUGAAGCUCGUAAUGCUGGAAUGGACGUCUGCCGCCAGAACCCGGAAUGUGAAUAUUACUUUUCCAUUGAUGUCCAGGUGGUUCUGAAGAACAGCAGCGUGCUCCGGACUCUGAUCGAACAGAACAAGUCGGUCAUUGCUCCUCUGGUCAGCCGCCUUCAGGAUCUGUGGUCAAACUUUUGGGGUGCGUUGAGUUCGGACGGGUUCUAUGCUCGGUCGGAGGAUUAUAUCGACAUUGUCCAGCGACUGAGAAUUGGAAUCUGGAACGUCCCCUACGUCACCAAUGUUUACUUAGUGAAGGGCAGCGUCCUCAGGAAAGCACUGAGCCAGUACGAUCUGUUCCACAGCGGAAAUCUGGACCCCGACAUGGCGUUCUGUCAUAAUGUGCGCCAAAAGGGAGUCUUCAUGGUGGUGACUAACAGAGAACAGUUCGGCCACAUCCUCUCCUUGGAGAACUACAAGACAACUCAUCUCCACAAUGACCUGUGGCAGAUAUUUCAGAACAUCGAGGACUGGAAAGAAAAAUACAUUCACCCCAAUUACACUUUGGCCCGGAAAGGCAAGCUGAUGGAAUCGCCGUGUCCAGACGUGUACUGGUUCCCGGUGUUUACCGAAACUGCAUGUGAUGACAUUGUGGAGGAAAUGGAACAUUUUGGUCAGUGGUCCAGAGGAGACAACAAGGAUGAAAGAAUUCAGGGAGGAUACGAAAAUGUCCCGACAAUCGAUAUUCACAUGAACCAAGUCAGUUAUGAGAAGGAAUGGCAAAAAUUCCUCCUGGACUUUGUGGCCCCCAUUACGGAAAAAAUGUAUCCGGGGUAUUAUACUCAGGCUCAGUUUGACUUGGCCUUUAUCGUACGGUACAAACCUGACGAGCAGCCGUCCCUCGCCCCGCACCACGAUGCAUCCACCUUCACUAUUAAUAUCGCUUUGAACAGCGUCGGAGAGGAUUAUGAGGGGGGCGGCUGCAGAUUCAUCCGUUACAAUUGCUCCGUAAGUGCCCCGAGGAAAGGAUGGGCCUUGAUGCACCCAGGAAGACUGACCCAUUACCACGAAGGACUCCCAACCACUAAAGGGACCCGCUACAUCGCAGUCUCCUUCGUGGAUCCUUAGACCGGGGACUUGUCUUUUACAAGAACUUAGGAGAAGUUACAAUGUAACACUGAUACAAGUAUUAUGAGGUCGAGGCGGCCAUUACUGGUUGACACUAAUGACAUUAUCUUUUUGGAUAAGUAUUGAACCCGAACCCGUGAGAAUUCGUAACAGUCCAGACCGACCGAACCGCGGCAGCGAACAAAUGGCGAAUACAAUACAAUCAGAAUUUGUUUUUGUUUUUGAUUGUUGUUUUUUUUUUUCUUCCGACGUCUUUCUCUUAAAUCGUCCUCAGGUUCCCAAUCCUCCCUUUUGUAUAUUUAAGAGAAUUUUUUUUUUUAAUAUAUUUUUUGUUUCUUUCAAUGUCUGUAGAGUUUAUGGUGCUAUUGUACCCUAGGGGGCUUCGCAAAAUGUGGCGGUCCUGUACAAUUGAAUAGAGAUGACUCGUCCUGAGAAUGUGACAGAAUAGUAAAUGAAGCCUUGUUUUAUUGUGAAUGGGAAAAAUGAUCUUUCAAAUAUUUUGAAUAUAGACUUGAAUAAAAUGUCAUAAAAAAACAAACAAAAAAAACCCACAUACAUACACCCAGGUACAUUUUUCAUUAAAGGGGUACUCCGGUGGAAGACUUUUUUUUUUAUUUUAAAUCAACUGGUGCC
This is a messenger RNA of Hyla sarda, 2628 nucleotides long. RefSeq names its product procollagen-lysine,2-oxoglutarate 5-dioxygenase 1 (gene PLOD1). Gene Ontology annotation, molecular function: L-ascorbic acid binding; procollagen-lysine 5-dioxygenase activity; iron ion binding. Lineage: Eukaryota; Metazoa; Chordata; Amphibia; Anura; Hylidae. Gene Ontology annotation, cellular component: endoplasmic reticulum. The record is from RefSeq and is a predicted model, not a curated record. Gene Ontology annotation, biological process: peptidyl-lysine hydroxylation.